Molecule: messenger RNA, 1794 nt
Organism: Aspergillus puulaauensis
Lineage: Eukaryota; Fungi; Ascomycota; Eurotiomycetes; Eurotiales; Aspergillaceae
Product: transcription factor domain-containing protein
Exons: 5
Coding region: 1-1794 (597 amino acids)
Biological process (GO): regulation of DNA-templated transcription
Cellular component (GO): nucleus
Molecular function (GO): DNA-binding transcription factor activity, RNA polymerase II-specific; zinc ion binding; transcription cis-regulatory region binding
Source: RefSeq, a predicted model, not a curated record
AUGAGCGACUCCGCUUGGACAACUGCCCCAUACGGCCGCGCUUGCGCCAGUUGCGCGCAGGCCAAAUGCAGAUGCCUGGUUGCGGAUGGUGAAGGAAGCUGUGCCAGAUGUCGCCGAUUGAAUCGAGAGUGUAUACCCGCUCCGCGAACACGAAAGAUGAAUCCCAUGCGGAGAUCCGUCGCUGCAAAGACCGCUCAGUUGGAGCGCAGACUGGACGAACUCACCACCCUGCUCUCGAGCCAAGCUGUGCAGUCCAACGCUGCGUCUAAUCCCACUCCUGCUGCCCCGGACGCUCCGCUGUCGGAUUCGGGGUUCAGCAGUGCGUCUCAGGCGCCUGGGCGGUCUCCACCUUGUAUACAGGCGUAUGUGGGUGAUAUCCCACAGCUUGGUCCUGCUCAGCCUGUCACUGGUGAUAAUCAUGCGACGGAUGACCAACAGAUUCUCGAUGAGUUUUGUGCAAACAGACUUCCUUAUCUGCCUUUCAUUUACAUUCCGCCCCUUACCCCAGUCGAAAAGAUUAAGCGCGAAUCUCCGUUCCUGUGGCGCAGUAUGCUUACGCUGCAUUGCAAGGACACGGCCCGGCGGAUGGCCCUCCAUACGGAGUUUAAAACCGCGGCUGCCAAUGCGCUGCUUGUGGAGUGUCACCGGAGUUUUGACCUGCUGCAGUCUCUUGUAGUAUACCUUGCGUGGAUCGGGUUUGAAUGCCAGCCGCGCAAAAUUUCCCUUGGCCCGUACAUGCAGAUGGUCACCGGCUUGGUCCUGGACAUAGGCCUCAACAGGCCUCCACCGCAGACGCCUGAUAUCCCUGGAGCACAGUUCAUCAGGACUGGGACGGGGUCCUGUCGGCCUUGGGUGUCUUUAACUCGCAGCAUGGACGAGCGGCGGGCUGUUCUUGGCUGUUUUGUUGUCUGCUCCGCUCUAUCACAUACUCUGGGCCGCACAGACUCACUCCGGUGGACACCCCAUAUGAAAGAAUGUCUAGAUGUCCUUCAGGAAGCAAAAGAAGCACCGGGCGACGCUGUACUGGCGCAGAUGGUCCGCGCCCAGCUGGUUGUCGACAAGGUAAUAAAAGAACUAGGCCAUGACUUCGAGGCAGUAGGUGAUGCAGAGCGCAAGGCACCGCUAUCUGUCUACGUCAAGGGGCUGCAGGCGCAGAUCGACGAUGUGCGCAAUUCCACACCACCGGAGCUGUUCCAGAACAACAUUCUACCUUUACAUUUGUAUCACGCUGAAACCACAAUCUACGAAACGGCAAUGGCGAAAUCCGCCGCAACCGACGAAAUCGACUUCGCCCGCCUCGACCAUCUUUACGCCUGUCUCAAUGCAGUCCAAAAGCGAUUUGAUGUGCUUCUCAGCCUCCCGGCAUCUGAAUUCGCAUAUAUACCCUCAACCAUCCUCUUCCCCACAGCUCAUUCCCUAAUCUCACUCCUCCGUUUAUCCACCUUUGAAUAUCCCGGCUGGGACCCGGUGAUGGUCCGCCGAACAGCCGACCUCCUCUUCCUCACCCAGCAAGUAGCCGACAAAUUCUCCAAGGCCGCGGAAGUAGUAGGCAUCCAGAACCCACCCAACAGCGAAACAGCAGACUGCUUCACCACGGCGUCCCGAAUACUACUAGGGCUGCGAGCUGGGUGGGCGUCUCGGCUUCCCGAAAUACCCAAUAUAGAGACCACAGCCGCAGCGGACAAGGUCCCACCGCUACCGGAGAUCAAUCAGGAGCUUAUAGACACUUGGCUAUCCUCUCAAGAUUUUGCUUUCCUGUCGGAACCCUCGUUUGGAGGUGCUUGGUGGUACUAG